Messenger RNA from Schistocerca cancellata (South American locust), 5942 nucleotides. Its product is annotated as sarcolemmal membrane-associated protein-like. The transcript is spliced from 20 exons. NCBI's taxonomy places the organism in Eukaryota, Metazoa, Arthropoda, Insecta, Orthoptera, Acrididae. Gene Ontology annotation, molecular function: protein binding. The record is from RefSeq and is a predicted model, not a curated record. Bases 112 to 2694 code for a protein of 860 amino acids.
ACAACAUCGAUAUUCAAAGAAUGUGAAUUUAACACACCAAGAUGGCUGUACGACGAAAACAGUUUUGAGUCCCUAUCGAAUUGGAACAAAUUCUGUGGAUGUUUUUGCACUAUGGUGAUAGUUACUGGUUGGAUGCAAAAUGUGGGGCCCUACCCAAAUAGCCGGGAUAUCAUAACGACUCCUCCUAAAAUGGCUGCACGGGCUGUUCUGAUCUGUAGGCCAAAUUCUCAUCCAUUCCAGGAACGCUCGCUGGUUCUUGACCAGCCAGUGAAAAUUGGUCGAUCAGUUGCAAGAGCCCGCGCAGCCCAAAACAAUGCAAUCUUUGAUUGCAAAGUGUUGUCCAGAAAUCAUGCACUGUUGUGGUAUGAAAAUGGAAAGUUUUACCUGCAAGACACAAAAAGUAGCAACGGGACUUUUGUCAAUAACCAACGUUUAAGUAAGAGUGCUGAUGAAUCUCCACCCCGUGAAGUUUGUUCUGGUGACAUUGUACAGUUUGGUGUUGAUGUGAUGGAGAAUGCCCGUAAGGUGACGCACGGCUGUAUAGUAGCUACAUUGAAACUCUACUUGCCCGAUGGGAAGGAAGCGAAGGCAAGUUCCUCAACAUCAGUUGUGAGCUCUAUUGGAGUGGUUCCACUUGAAGAUCUGUACCAGCUCAACCAGUACUUACAGGAUGCUUUGCAACGUGAACAGUUGCUUGAAAACAAACUUGCCACUAUGCAGAGGCUCAUGGAGACAACGCGACAAGCAUCAGACAGAAGCUGGAGAGCAUUGAUUGAUGAAGACAGGUUACUCUCACGUGUGGAAAUACUGGAGAGUCAGUUGCUUGUAUACUCAAAGAAUUACGGAGAAGAUAAACUUCGAGAAGAGCUACGAAAACUGCAAGAAGAUAAAAGUCAGUACCUUGGUACAGCCAAAGAAUCGUUACGAAGGAUUCUUCAGGAGAAAUUAGAUGCAAUUACUAAGUUAGCUGAUCUGGAAAGAACUCUGAGUAACACUGAAGAUGAAGUUGACCACUUGAAGGAUAUGCGAGAAAGGAGCCAACAGGAACUUCAGGAGCUAGCUCACAAAUACACUACUCAACUUCAGAAGGUCGAAGACUUGGCAUCCAAGUUGCAGGUAUGUGUACAGGAGACCGAAGAACAACACCGUGAAAUAUGUGAGCGGCUAGAGCAAGAGAAACGAGAGUUGUCUGCCCAAGUGGAAGACCAGUUGUACUCGGAGGCAGCACUCCAAGCAAGGCUUGAUGCUGUUACUAAAGACAGUGAUCUUAUAUCGCAGCGACAACGUGCAUUGCUUCAAACAUGUCUUAACAACAGUCAUUCAAUCCUUGAUAUGAAAGAGAACUCUGAGACAAUGAAGGAGACUGAUUCCACUGGUACGCAGGUAGACCUGAUUUUAGAAAAGAUAGUUCCUGAUCGACAGACACAAGAUUAUUUGAAAGAUGCAGCAGAUAAUAUAAAAUUUCAGCUACAAAAGACAGAAGAUGCUUUACAAGAAAGUCAUGCUGAAGUGCGCCAGCUGUAUGUUAAACUGGAAGAUGCACGUUCUCAAGAAGACUCACUGUUAGAUAACGUUCACCAACUUGAAGAAAAUUUAGCAGCUCUAAGGAAACAAGUUGACAAAACUCCUCAUGAUAACUCUCAGACAAUUGCCCAGGUGAAUGCUAAUCAGAACAACAAAUUAAAAGCUGAAGUAAUUAAACUUGAAGAAGCUCUGUGGAUUUCUCAAUUGUGGGUUGACCAGUAUUCCUGCAUGGUGGUAGUUUUGAAAGAACUGCUGAGUGAAGCACGGAAUAAAGCACAGUCUGCUGAGGAACAAGUAUUACUGUAUCAGAAGGAACUUGAAAAUGUUCAGCAGAAAGUAAAGAGCUUAACGGAAGAGACGACUAUUCUUCAGCAGCAACAUCAGGUGUAUCAGUUCAUGGCUGAAAAUAAAUCUGACACUGUAGGAAAGUUACAUGAAACUAUAAAGCGACUGACAUUUGCAAGAGAUCAGCUGCAACUGGAAGUUCAUAAACUGGAGGAAAAGCUCCAAGUGGAAGUAGCAGCUUCUCGUCGUCAUAGUGAUGAGUCAGAGCGCUUGCGAAAGCAACUUGUGGAAGUGCAGCAGUGUGUGAAGCAAGGACAUAAUGAGGCAGAAAAAAUGAAGGAUAGGCUGAAUGCUCUUCAGGCUGAAUUAGAUGCACGUAUAAAUAGUGCAGAACUAAUGUCUGACAAUAAAGAUAAAGAGGAGGUUCAGCAGCUAUCCAACCGAUGCAUGAUCCUGGAAGCUGAAAAUCUCAGGUUAAGAGCGGAGUGUGUGAAGUUGAACAAACAGUGCAGUGACCAGCUUCAAAUUCAGGAAGAAUUGGAAGCACUGAAAUCACAUUUGUCAAGUCAUCCUAUUGGUAACUUCUUAGAAGAAGUGGAUGAACUUAAGAACCAGAGGUCAAAAAUGACUGAGAAGGUGAAUUGUCUUGAGGAAGAACUUGUGCUUGUGAAAGAGAGGUAUGCAAAAUGCAAUGAUGAACAAACUCGUCUGAUAAAAGAACUUGAAAUACUGAAACAAGACGGUGGUAGUUUGCUUAAUCAGACAUAUGCUGCUUUGUGGUGUGGAUUGGUACCAUUCAUCAUAGUGUUCCUGGGAAUUAUUAUGGCAUUCUAUCCCACAUUGUCUUUCUUCAUGGGUACAGCUGAUUCGCCACUUCAACCAUAGUGAAGAUGUACAAGAACAAUGUGUUAUGAAUGUUUCCAACUGUACAAGGAAAGCAUAAUGCAUAUGAAAUUUUGUUAGCAAGUGUCUCAGGGGUCAAGAUAAAAUAAUUUAUGUGCUUUAAUAUUGCAAUACAAGAUGAUAUUUUUUUUCAUCCACUGUUUAAAUAGAUUUAAUGAUGUAGGACCUCUUUUAUGUAUCAUGAAAUAUUUUAGUUGUAACUGUUUUUUAGUCUGUAUUAUAUGAUGAGUAUUAUGUUAGUAGCAUUCUGCUGCUGAUACUUUCUAAACAUACUCCUGUUUCAUUUGGUAAAACUUGUUUUAUGUAUAAUGUUCUGUUGUUGCAUGACUUUUUAAUGUUGUAUUACUCAUACCUACUUUUUGAAUCUGUCUGCUUGUUUGUACACUUGUUUGUAUUUUUUGCUGCUUUGGUUUGUUGUUGUUAUUGUUGUUGUUGUUGUUGUUGUUGUUGCCAUUGCUAUUGUUAUUGUUGUUAGUUUGAUGUAUUUGUUUUAAGAAAAAGUACAAAAUUGGAUUUUCGAGUUUUAUAAUUUGGCACAAAAGUUUCUUUCUAAGAGGUGUGUGUGUGUGUGUGUGUGUGUGUGUGUGUGUGUGUGUGUGUGUGUGUGUGUGUAAUAAUUCAUUUGUGGGGAAAAUUUCUACACCCAGCUGUAGCUAUAUAGAACAGUUGUCAGAUGGAAAUUUAAGGUACUUAUAUAUGUAGUGCAAGAACUGGCAAAGAUUAAGUGGAGGUGACAGUUGUGGUAAUGAUUGUAUCUACAACAAAAUCAUUGCUGCUUCAAUUUGACAAAAUAGUGAGGAAGAAAUUGGUGAUGACUAUAAUCAAGGAAUCAUUCUGACAUUUGCCUGAAGUGAGCAAACUUAAAUUGGCGCAUGGAAUGAAUAUUAAUCCAGAUCCUCAUGAACAGAAGUCUGUUACCUUAGCUGAGUAGCAUAUAACUUGGUUGCAAGACAAGGACUGUGUCAUUGAAGCACAAAUUCUCACUCAUAGAAUUUUUUCCCCUAUUAUGUUGAUGUUGAAAUUUUAUUUUGUGGAUAAAUAUAUUAUUUUAACCAUUUCAGUUCACUGAGAAUAUAUGGAACCCAAUGCUUUUUUGUGCUAAUAUUGGUAAUGAAAUUCAGUAUGUUCUGUUCUGGAUUGUAAUCUUGUGCCAAAAAAUGAAGUUAAAUGUUUUGGUAAUAACAACAUAAAACAGUAAAAUGUAGAACUAAUGCUGUGUGUAAAGUUAGUAACAGUAAGUUACAAUGAUUAUAUCGUGUUAUUUUAAUUGUGGUUUUUUUUCCCAUUGAGAAGCAAAAACGAUUCACUCCUUCAGUUUGAUUAUGUUGUAAUCGUUUGUUUUAUAGUGUAUAACUCCAAUUAAUAAUCACAUAACAUAAUGUGUGCAACCUCUGUAGAGACAUUUAUAUUAAUAUGUUAUCAUGCACUAGUUUGGGUAAACGUUUGUUUAAGAUUUGUAGACAAUGUCGUGGAAUGUUGUAGAAUCAUCAUGAAAUUUAUAAUUUUAUACCUUUUUAAUACCAGCAAAGCUUACAGUGGCUGAUCAUUACUGUAAUAAUGUGGUAAACUGUGUGAGAAGCACAAAAGUGUAAGAGUAUUCAGGAUGUAUUUUAUGUACAUAGAGAAACUGUAUAUAUACAGAAAAAAGCAGGGGGAAAAGAAAAGAGGUAUGUUCCUGCUAUACGACUGAGUAAGCCAUCACUGUCUUGCCGUAUGCAAAAGAAGUUAUCCAUUUGUGAUAUUCGCUAUGGAUCAAAUAAAAAAUGUGCGUGCGCGUGUGUUGUUGUGUGGUGUUGUUGUUGUUGUUGUUGUUGUUGUUUUUGUGAGUGUGAGUGUGAGUGUAAGUGUGAGUGGAAAAAUGCAAACUUGAAGCUCUACCUGGUAGAACUCUGUAAUAUUUUAAUUGAGAAGUAUGACUUGUAAUUCCCGAGAGUGGAUGGUUUGCCAAAUCUUUUUUAAGUAUUUGUGUGGUGCUGUGUUCUGUAAAAUGGUUAGUUCUCUUUUAUAUAUAAGCCAUGUAUUUGGAAUACCAUAGCAAAGAAAGUAUGUGGUUGAAGUGUGUUUCUCCUCAUGUCAACUUCCACCCUUCAAAAAGAGUAUUUGAAAUGGGGUUGGCAUAUUGAGAUUAUUGAUUGUAGGCUGUAGUAUUUUUUCUAACAGUAAAAAAUGAAAGCUAAACAAGAUACUGGUUUGAUAUAGGAUUACAGAAAAUGUGCAUUGGAUAGUAUUUCUUGAAUGCUAGGCAUUAUUUUGUUGUUUGUGAAGAUAGUAUUUUAUAUUUAAUUAAACAUAAUGAAUUCCUAAAUUGAAGUGGUGUAGAGAUAUGUUACCUCUCAAGGUGCCUUUUCAGUUUUCACUAUCCCAGGGUAUGAAGUUUACUGGUUUGUCCAGAUGUGGACUUGAAUAGCCUAAGUUAAUACCAUUGCAUGAUGUGUGAUAGUAUUUCCCCCCCCCCCUCCCCCCUCUCAACAGCGUUAAUGAAGAAAAUUGCUGUUAGUGGUGUGUACCAUUAACUGUAGAUAUUGUUACUAUUUUAUUUAAAUGUAAAUAUUAUAAAUUUUGUAAGUAACUGUAUGCUCAAAUUAUAUGCCAUCUGCAGGAUUGCUUUGUGUCUAUGUACCUGCAGUAAGAUUGUCAGAUUUCGUGAUUUUUCUUAAAAAUGUUUGUAAACAUUUAUUUCAACAUACAAGGAAAUUUUAUUUUAUUCAACAAUAUGGAAAAUUAUAUAUUUAAAAUGAGCAUUUUUGUUUACUGUUUUAUAGAAAUACUUAAAUAUUGUUACUUGAUAUGUUAAAUUCAUGCCAUUGUUUUUACAGUUCUGUUCAAAGAAGGAAGAUUGUCAAGAAAUGUAAAUAUUUUGUGAACUUGAAGUCAUAACUUUAGUAAGUUAGUAAUUCAGGAUGAAUUACUAACUGUCUUACAGAAGUCUAGUCCCAAAUUUUAAAUCUACAGAUUUAUUUAUUGAAGAAUGAUUAUGUUUAAAAGUGCUUUACUUUUACAAGAAACCUACCAAUUGACUCUGUUAAAUGUUUUGUACAUUGUGUUAAACAAUUACAUGAUUGCUAAUACUGUUUGUGAUAAUGACAGUUUUCUUUUAUGUCCCUUUUAUCAACUGCUCAAUUGCAGUACAGUUUUUGAGAAAUAAAUGAAACAAGGCAGAAGCUGUUCUGGAAGUGCCUCAAUUAAAACAAGCUGUAAAAGAAAGAAAUAAAAAUACAGUGCUCAUCAAA